Messenger RNA from Aspergillus pseudotamarii, 1658 nucleotides. RefSeq names its product transmembrane amino acid transporter protein-domain-containing protein. Bases 166 to 1584 code for a protein of 472 amino acids. Gene Ontology annotation, cellular component: vacuolar membrane. Gene Ontology annotation, molecular function: amino acid transmembrane transporter activity. The record is from RefSeq and is a predicted model, not a curated record. The transcript is spliced from 5 exons. NCBI's taxonomy places the organism in Eukaryota, Fungi, Ascomycota, Eurotiomycetes, Eurotiales, Aspergillaceae. Gene Ontology annotation, biological process: amino acid transmembrane transport.
UUUGUAUUGAUUUUCUGGAAAUUCGAUCAUGACGUACUAUUUCCCCAAGAAGCGUUCCCAACCUUUCCGAAAACGAUGGUAUAUAAAGGUCUCACGACUGCAAGUUCUCCCUUACCCUAAUAUCCCAAUAUCAUCAACAAUAAUUUCCAUUCUCUCACCCUCAUCAUGGAUCCAUCUACAAUAGACACGAAACUUAAGUACGAUGAGGAGCCCAAUGCCCUUCACCUCGAGAAAGGUGAACUCGUGGAGAAUGUUACCCAUGAUGCCGUGUUUGGAGAGAUCUCGGAUGAAGGGCCGAACUAUCGGAAUGUUGGCUUUCUGGGAACAGUGGUUCUCAUGAUGAAGACGCAAAUUGGGCUGGGUGUGCUCUCCAUACCGACCGCCUUUGAUGUCCUCGGCAUGGUUCCCGGUGUGAUCGUGCUAAUCGCGAUUGCCUGUAUCACGACAUGGUCCGACUACAUGGUCGGUUCCUUCAAGUUGCGCCACCCUGAAGUCUAUGGUAUCGACGAUGCUGGGGCGUUGAUGUUUGGUACGCCGGGCCGGGUCGUUCUGGCAGUUUCAUUUUGCCUCUACUGGAUCUUCGUUGCAGGCUCCGGUAUCCUGGGGAUUUCGAUUGGCCUGAAUGCGGUCUCCACGCAUGGGGCCUGUACCGCGAUCUUUGUGGCGGUUGCCGCGAUUUUAGGCUUUGCCUGUAGUAGCAUCCGAACCCUUGGAAAGAUCACUUGGCUUGCAUGGAUUGGGUUGCCCUGUAUUCUGAUUGCCAUCUUGAUUGUCACCAUCGCCGUUGGCGUCCAAGAUCGCCCGCCCACCGCACCACAGCUCGAUGGCCCCUGGGUAUCGGAUUUCAAAAUCAUCGGCCAUCCGACCUUUGCUCAGGGGAUCACCGCGGUGAGCUCCCUCGUCUUCGCAUUCUCGGGGACCCCAGGGUUUUUCUCGAUUGUAUCUGAAAUGCGCGAUCCUCGCAAGUUCACCCCAGCACUGCUGAUCUGUCAAGCCGUCGUGACUGCCGUCUAUAUUACGAUUGGCUGUGUCGUAUAUUACUACUGUGGAUCUUAUGUCGCCUCACCCGCCCUCGGCUCUGCUGGUGGACUAAUCAAGAAGAUCGCCUAUGGAAUUUCCUUACCAGGCUUAAUCGUUACCACCACAAUUGUUACUCAUAUCCCUGCCAAAUAUAUCUUCGUCCAUCUGCUUCGCGGCUCGAAACACCUCAUCAGCAACAGCGUCACGCACUGGACCGUUUGGCUUGCCUGCACUCUCAGUAUGACCGUCAUUGCCUAUAUUAUCGCCAGCGCCAUCCCCGUGUUUGAUGGACUUGUGUCGCUCAUCGGUGCUUUACUGGGCACGAUGAUGUGCUUCCAGCCGAUGGGUUGUAUGUGGAUCUAUGACAAUUGGCACAAGCGCAGGGAGGGCCCCGUCUCGAUCAGGUGGUGGUUGAUGGUUGUCUUCAGUGUCUUUGUAGUCGUGUCGGGAACUUUCCUGACCGUGGCAGGAACCUAUGGUUCUGUCGUUGGGAUUAUGGACUCAUACAAGAAAGAAGGUGGCUCUGCAGCCUUCACCUGCGCAGACAACUCGGGGUCUGUGUGAAACUGUAUAUACAAUAGCAGAGUGUAUAAAUGAUUAAUGGCUAGAGAAAAUAUCAAAUCUCAAUAUAAACAUUU